AUGAAUUCCAAGAAUAAGUCAUCGUCGAAUAUAGGUGACGAUAAUCUUGGAGACUAUUUGCAAUAUUCGAAUCAAUCAUCUCAAAGCUCUAUAACGGCAUUUCUAGCUAAACUAUGGUCGCUUGUUAAUGAUUCGUCGUGUAAUGAUCUGAUUGCUUGGGAUCCAUCCGGUUCAUCGUUUCAUGUUUUUGAUCAAGCACGCUUUGCAAGAGAAAUUCUCCCAAGAUAUUUUAAACAUAAUAAUUUCGCAUCUUUUAUACGUCAAUUGAAUAUGUAUGGUUUUCGGAAAUUGUCGACCAUUGAGCAUGGCUCAUUGAAAACUGAAAGAGAUGAUAUUGAAUUUGCUCAUUCAUAUUUUAUCAGAGGACAAGAAUCAUUGCUAGAAUUAAUAAAAAGACGUGCACCCGAAAACCAACAAAAAUCUAAUACACAAGGAGGUUCUCAUCCAUCAUCUGCACUUGUUUCAGCAAGUAGUGUAGAAUCAAACUCCAAUCAUCAACCAGAAUUGAUCCAUGUACUUGAAGAUGUAAGACAUUUACAAACGAAACAGACAUCGUUGAGUGACAAACUGUCAUAUCUGCAAAAUGAAAAUGAAGCAUUAUGGAGUGAAAUAGGUUCAUUAAGACAGAAGCAUACUAAGCAACAACAAAUUGUUUCAAAAUUAAUGGAAUUUCUUUUACAUUUUCUUACAAACCAUUCGGCACAGUCUACUGGACAAUCCGUUGUACAAUCACUUCAAAAAGAAGUCAUACCUACUCAUUUUGUUCAUCUCAAACAAACAAAUAAUUUACAGCAUCCGAAUAGUUCUCCACUAUUUAUGAGUGAUCAAGGUGUAUCACCAAAUACUCUUAAACGGAAACAAGCUGCACUUAUGCUUACUGAAGAACCAAAUAAGCGAAUCACAAUGCAACAACAACAACAACAUCAACGAUUCUCAAAUCCAGUUAAUAUUGGCCGACAACAGAGUGUAACAAUCAAUGAAUUGACAGACAAUGAUGUCGCUGGAUGGAUGCAAACAGCAAACGCAUCACCAUUAGUCGAUCUUGUUCCAUCACCACCACCACCGCCACCAUCAUCAUCAUCAUCAUCAGCAGCAGCAGCAGCACACAAUACAGAGGAUAAUUAUCAACACCAACAACAAUCGAAUGACUAUCAAUGGGCUGCUUCGUCAACAAAUGAAUUUCUUACGUCGAGUCUCAAUGAAUCGAAGAAUCUUUCACAAAAAAAUAAAACUAUCCCACAGAUUAGCGAUGGAAAUAGAUUUGUACCAGAUUUUAUCUUGCGAACAGAUAAUAUUAAUGAAAACACAAAAAACAUUGGGCUGACAUAUGGAAAUAAUCCGAGAGAUAUUAAUGCGCCCCUCGAAAAUUCGAUAAAAGCAAUUUCGAUUCCCGGACUAUUAAAAGAAGAGCAAAUUGAAUUUCCAAAUGUCUUUCAAUCAAGUCAUGCUGAUGAAUUUAAAAUAUCUCCGACAUUAAAUUCAACAUUAUAUCCACAAACUCCGCAAGAGCUUAAACUAGAUACACCUUCUGAACAACUCAGUUUUUCACUUGAUGAUAUAACAGGCGAUGUUGAUCAUAUUCAAUCGUCACUUGACAAUAUCCGUGAAUUAAUGUUUGAAACUCUGCCUGAUGGCACAUCUAUCGAAGAUCUAUUUGGUGAAGAUAAUGGAUUACUUUCGCCACUUUUACAAUCGACCACAAACGAUAAUCAAACAGAAGAUUUACUUUUAGAAAAUCUUUCCGACUCGACAAUACUCGCAGGUAAUAAUAAUAAUCAAGACCAAACUAAUACAGCAAUAAACUCUCAAUCUAUUCCGAACGUUCAUAAUCAAUUACUUGAACAAUUAAUAACAGAAACAGCUAAAGUUGAAGAACAACGCAAUACAAUAGAACAACUAGAACGUGAAAAAUCCAAUUUAACUGAUAAACUUUACAUGCUCGAAAAGCAAACAAAUCAAAGAAAAUAA
Molecule: messenger RNA, 1968 nt
Organism: Rotaria socialis
Lineage: Eukaryota; Metazoa; Rotifera; Eurotatoria; Philodinida; Philodinidae
Source: the annotation of a GenBank genome assembly